Molecule: messenger RNA, 726 nt
Organism: Talaromyces rugulosus
Lineage: Eukaryota; Fungi; Ascomycota; Eurotiomycetes; Eurotiales; Trichocomaceae
Exons: 2
Coding region: 1-726 (241 amino acids)
Cellular component (GO): cytoplasm
Molecular function (GO): glutathione transferase activity; glutathione binding
Source: RefSeq, a predicted model, not a curated record
AUGUCGAAGCUCACAAAUAGCCCCAGAUUCGCGUCGAAACUCCUGUCCAGCUCGAAAAUGCCUGCGUUUACUAUAUAUGGCUCUCGCGGUUCGACCAACACCGAUCGUGUCCGUCUGACUCUCGCCGAAGGUGGCUUCACGGAUUACGAACUCGUGCUUCUCAACCUUCAAAAGGGGGAGCAAAAGUCCGCAGAACACAAGAAACGUCACCCAUGGGGGAAAAUACCCGUACUUGUUUCCGCCGAGGGGUUCACUCUCUACGAGAGUCGCGCAAUCUGCAAAUACCUUGCAACCAAGUACCGCUUUCCACUUCUACCCCCCGACUCCGACAUCGAAGCUGCGGCGCUGUUCGACCAGGCCCAGUGCGCAGAAAUGACGUACUUUGAAGAGCCUGCAGGUAGAAUCGCAUUUGAGAAAUUUGCCAAAAAAUUCAUAGGGCUACCUCCGGAUGACGCUGCCGUCUCAGAUGCAUUGCGGUCGGUCGAGCUAUUUUUUGACGUUGCGGAACGUCUCUUACUCCAGAAAGACUACAUGGCUGGAAACAACUUUACUCUCGUAGAUAUCUACUACAUUCCGCUGAUCCAAAGACUUUUUGCAUGCGGGUAUGGAGAUAUCAUUGCUAGUCGCGAAGCUGUGAGUGCUUGGUGGGACCGCUGCGUGAACCGGCUCGCCAUAAAGAGGCUGUUGGCUGCUGACAAGGAGGCUGCGCUUGCUGCCAGCAGAUAA